This is a messenger RNA of Perca flavescens (yellow perch), 1324 nucleotides long. It is a transcript of the gene mgst3a, whose product is annotated as microsomal glutathione S-transferase 3a. NCBI's taxonomy places the organism in Eukaryota, Metazoa, Chordata, Actinopteri, Perciformes, Percidae. The transcript has 6 exons. Bases 134 to 580 code for a protein of 148 amino acids. Gene Ontology annotation, cellular component: nuclear envelope; endoplasmic reticulum; membrane. The record is from RefSeq and is a predicted model, not a curated record. Gene Ontology annotation, molecular function: glutathione transferase activity; glutathione peroxidase activity.
UGUUACGUAAGCCUCUACGCACACGGAUACAUUUGAGCAGGAAACUUCAGUGGGGUCGGUUAGUCAGUCACUGUGUUUUCAUCAGAGCGUUACAGCUGUCAACCUCGUACACUACAUCUUUAAGUUUGCCAGGAUGGUUGUGCUUUCCAAAGAAUAUGGAUAUGUGGUGUUGACUGGCGUUGCCAGUAUGGUGAUGAUUGGACAUCUGGCCAUUAAAGUUGGCAAAGCCCGCAAGAAGUACAAUGUACAGUAUCCCCAGAUGUACAGUGACGACCCAGAAACUGGAAACAUUUUCAACUGCAUCCAGCGUGCACACCAAAACACCCUGGAGUUCUACCCCGCCUUUCUUUUCAGCCUGGCAGUUGGUGGUGCGCAUGCUCCUCGUCUUGCCAGUGGACUUGGAGCUGUAUGGAUUGUAAGCAGAGAGGUGUAUGCACAUGGGUACUCCACAGGAGAUCCUAAAAAACGAAGGUGGGGAGCGUUUGGGAAUGUGGCUUUUCUCGGGUUGAUGCUGUCCACCGCCUGCUGCGGCUGCACCCUGCUUGGUUGGAAGGGACCACAGAACCCCUUCUCUGGUUGAAACUGUUACUAGUAGGGACGAAGUCUUCAGGAUGGACUCACUCAGUCAUUCACCUUAUAAUAAAAGCCACUCUUCAUAACCCAUAUACAUUACAACAUGUGUAACCUCUGACCAAUGUAACUGUUCUCCAGAAAGAGAAAUUCCUCAUUUAUGACUUAUACUGGUCGGCACACCCACAACACACAAGAUCUGUCAGUUUGUCUUGAUAGCAUUUUCAACUGCACCCUGAUUUGGAAAUUUGAAAUUAGCUGGCCACUUGACAUGAAAUAUCUUUCAUAUUUUUUGCAAUAGAAAAAUGAAGGUAGUGUUAUAAAAAAUGUUUGAUGGACUUUGUAUUUGCUUAGCUGAAAAAAUCAAAUUUUGCACAUUAAUGAAUAACUUAACAUGGCUAGUCAAAAAUAUUGCUGUUGUCCAGUAAAGUGAUUAUAAUUAUCUUUUUAUAUAGAUAUUUUUUAGAUGUUUCUCAUAGUAAAAAACAGGGUUUCGACUAGUCAUACUGACAAUAUUAAAUAUACAUUGGUUAUAAAUUAUCUUGUGCUUUUUUUGUUGAGAGUUGAAUGGGUAUUGAAUAAAUGUGAGGUUUUGUUAACAUUGGUGUGUGUUUAAGGGAGGGGCUUUCUUUUUGUUAAGCUGAGUAAUUGUUCAAAGUCCACAUUAAUUGAUUUGGUGGGUGGAUUUAUAUCUCUGCAGAGGUGUUGGCCUCAAAUCCAACUGCUAAAUAAAAUGCCACACUGGUUACAAUGA